AUGUUAAGAUUUGCAACUCAAGCUAAGCAACUUAGCGCCAUUCCUUGUGCUGCGGCAGCAGUUUCGAGGUCUUUGCCAAUUCUUAUGGCUAAGAGAAAUAUGGCCACUCAGGUUAAGAAGGAUAACGACGUUGUUCACAUUGAUCUUCCUGCAGACUCUUUUGAGGGAUACAUGAUGGAUCCUCCUGCUUUGAGUUACGACACUGAAAAGAGCCGUCUCGUUAAGAUGUACAAGGAUAUGAACACCAUUAGAAGAAUGGAGAUGUCUGCUGAUGGUUUGUAUAAGGCUAAGAAGAUUAGAGGUUUCUGUCACAUGUCCACAGGUCAGGAGGCUAUUGCUGUUGGUAUUGAGAAUGCUAUCACUAAAAAGGAUGAUAUCAUUACUUCCUACAGAUGUCAUGGUUUCACUUAUAUGAGAGGUGCCUCUGUUAAGGAAGUUAUGGGUGAAUUGAUGGGUAAGAGAUGCGGUGUUUCUUACGGUAAGGGUGGUUCUAUGCAUAUGUAUGGUGACCAUUUCUACGGUGGUAAUGGUAUUGUUGGAGCCCAGGUUCCUUUGGGUACCGGUUUGGGUUUCGCUCAUCAUUACAGAGGCGACAAGGACUGUUCUUUCACCUUGUACGGUGAUGGUGCUGCCAACCAGGGUCAAGUGUUUGAAUCUUUCAACAUGGCCAAGCUAUGGAACUUGCCUGUUAUCUUCUGCUGUGAAAACAACAAGUACGGUAUGGGUACCUCCACCAACAGAUCUUCUGCUAUGACUGAUUAUUACAAGAGAGGUCAGUACAUUCCAGGUUUCAAGGUCAAUGGAAUGAACAUCUUGGCCACUUAUCAGGCUGCCAUGUUCGCCAAGGAUUGGGCUGCCAGUGGUAAAGGUCCUCUUGUCAUCGAAUUCGAGACCUAUAGAUACGCUGGUCACUCCAUGUCUGACCCAGGUACGUCUUACAGAACUAGAGAAGAAGUCCAGCAGGUGAGAUCCAAGAGAGAUCCAAUUGCUCACUUGAAGGACCACAUGAUUGACUGGAAUAUUGCCACCGAGAAAGAAAUCAAGGGCUACGACAAAGAAGCUAGAAGAUACGUCGACUCCCAAGUUAAGGAGGCCGAAGAUUCUCCAUUCCCAGAGGCUAAGAUGGACAUCUUGUUCGAGGAUGUUUACGUUCCAGGUAGUGAAGUUCCUGUCUUGAGAGGUAGGAUUAAGGAUGAUUCAUGGUCUUUCUCUAAGAAGGGUUUCGCCUUCAAAUAA
Messenger RNA from Brettanomyces nanus, 1236 nucleotides. RefSeq names its product alpha subunit of pyruvate dehydrogenase (gene PDA1). Bases 1 to 1236 code for a protein of 411 amino acids. Gene Ontology annotation, cellular component: intracellular membrane-bounded organelle. The record is from RefSeq and is a predicted model, not a curated record. Gene Ontology annotation, biological process: pyruvate decarboxylation to acetyl-CoA. The transcript has a single exon. NCBI's taxonomy places the organism in Eukaryota, Fungi, Ascomycota, Pichiomycetes, Pichiales, Pichiaceae. Gene Ontology annotation, molecular function: pyruvate dehydrogenase (acetyl-transferring) activity.